Molecule: messenger RNA, 2313 nt
Organism: Patiria miniata (bat star)
Lineage: Eukaryota; Metazoa; Echinodermata; Asteroidea; Valvatida; Asterinidae
Exons: 7
Coding region: 71-1042 (323 amino acids)
Source: RefSeq, a predicted model, not a curated record
GGGGUUCAGCGCAGCAUACCACGGCCACACUAGUGGGGCUAGGCUCGACUUAACGGAAUACCCUACUGGCAUGACUGGGUCCGUGAGCACUAGUAGCAGCGCCAUCUGGAGCAGUGGACAGGGUGGAACGUCCACUAGUAGCACAACUAACUGGAGCAGUAGACAGGGUGGAACGUCCACUAGUAGCACAACUAACUGGAGCAGUAGACAGGGUGGAACGUCCACUAGUAGCAGCGCCAUCUGGAGCAGUGGACAGGGUGGAACGUCCACUAGUAGCAGCGCCAUCUGGAGCAGUGGACAGGGUGGAACGUCCACUAGUAGCACAACUAACUGGAGCAGUAGACAGGGUGGCAUGUCCACUAGUAGCAGCCCCAUCUGGAGCAGUGGACAGGGUGGAACGUCCACUAGUAGCACAACUAACUGGAGCAGUAGACAGGGUGGAAUGUCCACUAGUAGCACAACUAACUGGAGCAGUAGACAGGGUGGAAUGUCCACUAGUAGCAGCGCCAUCUGGAGCAGUGGACAGGGUGGAACGUCCACUAGUAGCACAACUAACUGGAGCAGUAGACAGGGUGGAACGUCCACUAGUAGCACAACUAACUGGACAACUAACUGGAGCAGUAGACAGAGUGGAACGUCCACUAGUAGCACAACUAACUGGAGCAGUAGACAGGGUGGAACGUCCACUAGUAGCAGCGCCAUCUGGAGCAGUGGACAGGGUGGAACGUCCACUAGUAGCACAACUAACUGGAGCAGUAGACAGGGUGGAAUGUCCACUAGUAGCACAACUAACUGGAGCAGUAGACAGGGUGGAAUGUCCACUAGUAGCAGCGCCAUCUGGAGCAGUGGACAGGGUGGAACGUCCACUAGUAGCAGGACCAACUGGAGCAGUAGACAGGGUGGAACGUCCACUAGUAGCAGGACCAACUGGAGCAGUGGACAGGGUGGAACUUCCACAUUUCUUGGGCCGCUUUGUAACUUGCGGCGACAGCGAGGGCUGAGUGAACCAGCAGAGGUGAGACAAGUGCUUCUUUCAACUUAGCUGGGAACUCACCAGAUUGCAGUGACCUAUUAACAACUGACGUGAUUGACGGUAGCACUUCAGAGGCCGUAUACCACGGGGCUUUCGGACGUUAUGAGAUGUCACGGGUCUUGAGGGGGGUGUAUUUGUCCAAAAGAUGACAGAGGGUACUGUUGAAAGACUCAGCCAUCUCAUUUACAGCAUGAGGGGGCGAGAGAUGAAGACAUCACCCGGUACAGCAGAGUGAUCUGGCGGAAGGUCAUGCACGACAUGAACAUUUGAUACAGUAUCAAGGGAAUCACAGGUUGUCUGUCGGAGAAAGUUGUACAGACCCUGUUAGAUGCAAGGAUGCUUAACAUAUGAGGGAAGGGUAUGGGAGAAACAGAUAUAUAGACAUGCUUCCACGAAUAUGCUAAGUUACUGGAUACCAAGAUGGCAACCAACCACUACUACUCAAACAGAUGCAACAAGGUCAUUCGCACAAGCUGUUUUGCAAAACAAAACUAUCAUUAUCGGGAAGAGGUCAUUGAUUGCCCCUUGUCUCCUGCUACAAUUAUUGACAUCCCAUCACACUUCUAUGUAUGUCAGGUUAAAUGCGUAAUGUGUUAAGCAUGUCAUUUUGGAUACAUCAACCGACAUGAAUGAGGCUGCUCAAAAAGGUUAAGAGAAUCCAUGGAGAAAUCAGGACUCAUAACCAGACAUAGGAUGGAGGAUUAGCAGAAUACCGCGGCCUGCAACUGCAUUCUGAUGAGGAUUAAUGACUGCAGCUAAACCUGAUGCCUACUCCCAGGGGUUAGCUAUCUUCUUGUGAUUUUUGGCUUUGAAAGACUGGUUCUCAUCCUCAGCAGGCAAGACUCUAGCAGAAAGCCAAAGAGAUGCAACCGAUGGAGCUAGAACAGAUACUGCAACAGGAGGCUGUCACCAGUCCUAAUGACAAGGGAGAUGCUGGUGCAGCGUUCCAUUCUGUACAGGCUCUCAUUGCUUAUCUUGGGGCAGAUCUUAUGUAGGCAACUUUUACAGACUUCAAUUUUUACUACAUGUACUUCUGAACACUAUGAGCACCACAAAGCACUGAGUUUACAUUAUUGUAAAAGCGCCUGGUCAUGAGACUCUUCGGCGUGAACUGUCAGAUGGGGCAAAGUCUGCUGACUGCACCUCUUGCAUUAUUUAGGCUUGCCUUGAUUCCUUUCUGAGCAUUACCAUUAUUCACUGUUAAUGAAGGUACCAAGGCCAGGCGCGGUUCUAGAACCAAUAUUUUUGGGGGGCUAGCACGGUGGAUCCAGAAUUUUUUC